UUAGUUCUAUGUUACAACCCCUGGGAAGAGCUAACGGAGAUAGCAGUUUAAUUGUUAUCACUUACUAUGUAUGACCUCCGUGGCGAAGGUGAGGGGGGCGACCGGGCUCCGGUGACCCCCAUCCUGAGGUCUAACAUCAACUACCGCGAGAAACCAGCCGUUGCGGAGGGGCAUCCGAUAAUUUCGGGAUCGUAUUAGGUAUUCCGGCAAUUCCUCUAACCCCAUUGAUGGAUUUCCGAGCACGCCUGCGAUGAGGUCGAUGAGAACACAAAGCACGCAACUAUCCCCGCAAUCAUCCCAGGACAAGUCGGCCAAUCACAUUAAGAGGCACAUGCUAUACUCCCUAGAAGAAUACUUACAACUAACUCGUCUGACUAAAUAACUUCAUGAAGAGCAAUGUCCAGUGUAUAGAUUUUGGUUGAUAUAAGACAAGACUAUCUGGGUCAAGCUGAUCUAGGGGAAUCUCUCUACGCAGAAAGUAAAUCUAUAAAAAAAUUAUUUGAGUCAAUCAGUAUGGCCCCUAUUGCUAUCGAGACGCCAGCGGCAAGUCAGCUGCAUGAUAGUAGAGUUCUAGUGAAACCGUGGGCUCGGCCAGCUAAGACUUCAGAAAAUCUUGAAUAUGCAGAACUACCCAAGAUUGAUCUGUCGCGGUUUGACGAGCCCGGUGGCAAGCAAGAGCUCGCUAAGCAACUUUACGAUGCCGUCACUAAAGUUGGUUUCUGGUCCGUAGUCAAUACGGGCAUUAAUGACGAGCGUGUCCUCCGUCAGUUCAGCUUCGGAAAUACGUUUUUCAAAGAGCCCUUGGAGGAGAAGAGACGAUUUCCCUGCAAUUUUGCUGAAGGCGAAUAUUUCGGGUACAGAGAGAACUCCCGCUGGAUUGGCGACACGGGAGUCAAGGAGAAUGUGGAGAUGCUGAAUAUACCCAAAGCUAUUCCAGCCUUUGACAACGUCGGGAAGCACAGGAUUGUCGAGCAGAACUGGGACGAGAUUGCGUCCUUUCAUAGAGAUCUGUUUGAUAAGGUGAUCCGGAAACUCUUCAUCCUCAUUUCUAUCAUACUUGAGCUUCCAGAAAACUACCUCGCAGAUGCACAUGCCUAUGACGAGAAGUCGGACGACCACCUCCGGUACAUGAUCUACAAUGUAAGAAGUCAAGAGGAAUGGGACAAAGCCCAAGCCUACUCUAAGGGUGGUCACACCGACUUUGGCAGCUUGACUCUGCUAUUCUCCCAACAUGUUGCCGGGCUACAGAUACGCACACCAGAGGGAGACUGGAAAUAUGUAAGCCCCGUAGAGGGUGGUAUCACUUGCAACGCGGCGGACACUUUGACGUUUCUAACAAACGGCUUUAUCAAGUCAACCAUUCACCGUGUGGUGACGCCGCCGAAAGAUCAAAUCAACAUUCCACGACUUGGUUUACUCUAUUUCAGUAGGCCCGGCGACAAUACGCCUAUGAAAACUGUCCCAUCUCCGCUGCUAGACCGUCUCGGACUCAUUCCAGCAGAAGAUAAAGAUCCAAACAAGCCAGUAGUGUCCGGAACGGAGUAUGUGAGAGCACGAGUUAAGGAUGUGCAUUAUAAGACUGUCCUCGACAAGCGUGAGGGGACUUCUUUUAAAUUCAAGGGGUUGAGUGUACAGAAUUACUAUAAGUAGUCUGAUAAUGAUCUAUCCUAAUAGUACGCAAUUCUAUACAGCCCCAAACUACUCCUAUGUAGGUAUAGGAGAGAGAAUGAGGAUUACAAAGACCGGGCUUGUAAAUCCUUCGGACUGAGGGGAUUAUAUUUGCCUAGUUCAAGAUUACCUAGGUAAUAUACACGCUUCCACAUAUAAAUGGUACACAUAGAAUUCGAGUUUCCAUCACAGUUUAGUUAGGUAAUAUAUUAAAGCUCAAGAG
Messenger RNA from Daldinia vernicosa, 1891 nucleotides. RefSeq names its product Clavaminate synthase-like protein. Bases 514 to 1650 code for a protein of 378 amino acids. The record is from RefSeq and is a predicted model, not a curated record. Gene Ontology annotation, molecular function: dioxygenase activity. Lineage: Eukaryota; Fungi; Ascomycota; Sordariomycetes; Xylariales; Hypoxylaceae. The transcript is spliced from 3 exons.